ACCAAUCAACUGCAAGAAUAUGUUGACGUCACAAAAUGCUCAUGUAUGGUUUUAUUGUAUUCGUCAUGAAUGCCGCAUACUUUGUUUUUCGGCAAAAUAGACGCAAUCCGCAAUACGUCUAUUCGCUGGAUUCCGAGUGGAUUGAUUGUUCGACGCGCCCGAUGUUAUAGCGAAAUGGCUGCGACGGGAGUUUUACCGUUUGUGAGAGGAAUAGAUUUCACCAAAAAUGAUUUCAAGACCGAGGCAUUUCCUGCAUCUGUGGGAAAGAUGACAGGACUGAGAUGGCUGAAACUGAACAGGACGGGGCUGCAGACAAUUCCUGAGGAACUGGGGAACCUCCAGAAACUGGAGCACCUGCACAUGAUGCACAACGCGCUGGAGAAGGUGUACGGCGAGCUGACGCAGCUGCCGUCUCUGCGCUCCAUCAACCUGAGACACAACUGCAUCCGCACGUCCGGCCUGCCGGCGGAGGUGUUCAGCUCUGAGGAGCUGACCACGCUCGACCUGAGCCAUAACAAGCUGAAGGAGAUACCGGAGGGACUGGAGCGGGCCCGCUCCCUGCUCAGCGUCAACCUCAGCCAUAAUAUGAUCGAGAUCAUCCCGAACCAGCUGUUUGUCUACGUGAACGACAUUCUGUUCCUGGACCUGAGCCACAACAAGCUGGAGUCGCUGCCACCCCAGACCCGGCGGCUGGUGAACCUGCAGACGCUGAUCCUCAACGACAAUCCGCUCGGACUGUUCCAGAUGCGUCAGCUGCCGGCGCUGACGUCCCUGCAGUGUCUGCACAUGGCCAACACACAGCGGUCGCCUAGCAACCUGCCGCCGCUGCUGGACACGCUAGUGAACCUCACCGAGGUGGAUUUGUCGCGCAACAAGCUGGCCAAGAUCCCCGACUGUCUAUUCACGGUGCCCAAUCUGAAGCGGCUCAACAUCAGUGACAACAACAUCGCCGGCGAACUCAACGUGGCCGUCGACCUGUGGACUCGUCUGGAGGUGCUGAACGUCUGCCGUAACCAGCUGACCGCCCUCCCUCCAUCGCUCUGUAAACUGACCAACAUCCGGCGGCUCUACGUAAACGACAACCGACUGGACUUUAACGGCGUUCCGGCCGGCAUGGGAAAACUGGCGGCUCUGGAGGUGUUCUCGGCGGCUCACAACCGGCUGGAGAUGAUCCCUGAGGGACUCUGCCGGUGCGGGGCGCUGAAGAAGCUGAUUCUGGCCUCUAACCGUCUGGUAACACUACCGGACACGAUCCAUCUCAUCUCCGACUCUCUGGAGGUGCUGGAUCUGAGGGACAACCCUGACCUGAUUUUCCCUCCGCGUCCGGCGUCGAUGAAGCAGGGUGCUGGCGUGGAGUUUUACAACGUGGACUUUUCGCUGCACAACCAGCUGCGUCAGGCGGGCGCCGCCAAGGAUCUGCCUCCGUCCAUGGCAGGCCCCAGCAAGGACCCGAUCGCCAGAAAACUGCGGCUGAGGCGCCGCAAGGACACCAAUGACUCAGAUAACCAGGACUCGGCCAAAAUACUGAAGGGUAUGAAGGACGUGGCGAAGGAGAAGGAGAAGACAAACAGCCAGGAGGGCGGGGCGCUCUACGAGUCGCUCAAACCGAAGAAGUGGGACGAGUCACUGGAGAAGCCGUCGCUCGACUACUCCGAGUUCUUUGAGCCGGACGUCGGCCAGAUUCCCGGUCUGACCGUCUGGGAGAUCGAAAACUUCCUGCCCAACCAGAUCGAUGAGAGCAUCCACGGCAAAUUCUACGAGGGCGACUGCUACAUCGUGCUGAAGACGUUCCUGGACGACUCGAACGCCAUCAGCUGGCAGAUCUACUUCUGGAUCGGAGAAAAGGCCACGCUGGACAAGCGCGCCUGCUCGGCGAUCCACGCCGUCAACCUACGUAACAACCUGGGCGCCGACUGCCGUAGUAUCCGCGAGGAGCAGGGCGACGAGUCGGACGCGUUUCUCGAUAUGUUCGGCGGAGAGAUAUCGUAUAUUGAGGGCGGACGGACUGCUAGCGGCUUCUACACCGUGGAGGAUGUGGAGUUCCCGACGCGUCUGUACCGGAUCCACCCCAACGGCACGGGACUUCACCUGGAGCCGGUCGAGGUCUCCCCGGACUCGCUCGACCCGCGCUAUGUGUUCCUGCUGGACGGCGGCAAGAGGAUGUUCGUCUGGUACGGAAACAAGUGCAAGAACACGCUGAAAAGCAAGACCAGACUGAUGGCGGAGAAGAUCAGCAAGAACGAGCGUAAGAACGAGUCGGACAUCGGCACGUUCCACCAGGGCGAGGAGACGGCCGAGUUCUGGUCGCUGGUCGGAGUCGCCGAGUACGAGGAGCCGCCCAGUGAGGACGACAUCGAGGAGCACGUGCCCGAGGACUUUGUCCCGAAGCGCUCGCACCUGUACCAGGUCGGCCUGGGAAUGGGCUACCUGGAGCUGCCCCAGGUCGAACUACCCCAGGGCAAAAUGACGCGCGAACUGCUCGUCAGCAAACACGUCUACGUGCUCGACUGCUUUGGGGACGUGUUUGUCUGGAUCGGCAAGAAGUCGACCCGUCUGGUGCGCGCGGCGUCUCUGAAGCUGUCUCAGGAGCUGGUCUGUAUGAAGGACCGCGGUCUGAACGCCAUGGUUACCGUGGUGAAGGAGGGUACCGAGUCGCAGGUGUUCAAAUCCAAGUUCUCCGGCUGGGACGAUGUGAUUGCCGUGGAUUUCACGCGCACAGCCGAGUCUGUCCGACGUACCGGGGCCGACAUCAACGCCUGGGCCAAAAAACAGCAGACCAAAACGGAUCUGUCGGCUCUGUUCACACCGCGACAGGUUCCGGUGCCUCUGGCCGAGGCGCAGCAGCUGAUGGACGAGUGGAACGAAGACCUCGAACAGAUGGAAACGUUCGUGCUCGAGGGGAAAAAGUUCGUCAGACUGCCCGAGGAUGAGUUCGGCCACUUUUACUCGGCCGACUGUUACGUCUUCCUGUGCCGCUACUGGGUGCCGGCGCAGGCGGAGGAUGGCGAGCCGGACGAAGACGCCGAGGAUGACUUCCAGUGCGUGGUCUACUUCUGGCAGGGACGGCACGCCUCCAACAUGGGCUGGCUCACCUUCACAUUCAGUCUUCAGAAGAAGUUCGAGUCGCUGUUCGGUGAGAAGCUGGAGGUUCUGCGCAUGUACCAACAGCAGGAGCCCAUGAAGUUCAUGUCGCACUUCAAGCGACGCUUCGUCAUCCACCAGGGUCGCCGUAAGGCGGCACCUCCGUUGCCGCGCCAGCCGGACCACGCGGACGCCCCGGCCGCCGCGGCGCCCGCCUCUGCCGUCGAGUUCUUCCACCUGCGCUGUAACGGCAACCCAAUCUGCUGCCGCUGCGUCCAGGUGGCGCCCGACGCCAGCGUGCUCAACUCGGAGUUCUGUUACAUCCUGAAGGUGCCGUUCAGCCAGCCGGGUCAGGAGCACGAGUCCGGCAUCGUGUACGUCUGGCUAGGCUCCAAGGCGGACCCGGACGAGGCCAGGCUGGCAGAGGAGAUCGCCACUGAACUGUAUGACGCGGAGCGUUUCAGCCUCCAGGUACUAAACGAGGGCGAGGAGCCCGAGAACUUCUUCUGGAUCGGUAUCGGCGGCAAGAAGCCGUACGACACGAGCGCCGAGUACAUGCGCUACAGCCGACUGUUCCGGUGUACAAACGAGAAGGGCUACUUCAGCAUCAGCGAAAAGUGCAGCGACUUCUGCCAGGAUGAGCUGGACGACGACGACAUCAUGAUUCUGGACAAUGGCGAGCAGGUGUUCCUAUGGAUGGGACCGCGCUGCAGCGAGGUCGAGGUCAAACUGGCCUACAAGAGCGCUCAGGUGUACAUUCAGCAUCUGCGCGUCAAGCAGCCGGAGCGUCCCCGGAAACUGUUCCUCACACUCAAAGGCAAGGAGUCGCGGCGCUUCUACAAGUGCUUCCACGGCUGGAGCCCACGCCCCCAGAGCAGUCUCUGCUAGGGCGCUGACCUGACCCGACGCUGCUGAUUUGACCUCAACGAGGUAGAUGGAGGACAUUGACCUCCUGAUUUUGAGACUUGGGAUUUUCUUUAGACUUGGCGUAACUGACGAGACACGACUUGUGUGACGACCUUGACAUGACCUUACGGAAGCACAUGACGCAAAUAUUGGUCUACAUGACCAACCACUUCUUGACCUCAGACAGGAUAAUUGAAAUGAGAAUGGGAGAGUUUGACGAACCCCAGUUUAGGCCAGCGAUGCUGUAGUGAUGUGACAUGAUUAACAGUGCCUUGUCCGCCUAUCGGAAACGAACACUUCCAAUCCUUACCGGCUUCUUCGGGAAAGAAAAAAAAAAUGAAUUCACAUGUUGGGAAUGAUAAUGCCUACGCUUUUACAUCGAUUAUUGCUUCAAAAUAUGAUUGAACUAUGCACGAGUGCAUGAAGUGCCAAAUCGGAAUAUGCACAGGUGUACACUGCGCUGGCGUGAAUGGAUUAUCGAGGCGCAUGGUUUUGUUCGUCCAAGUCUGGCCGCUCUUUGGGCGGUUCGCUGUCUUGACAUUGGCUCCACGAGACAGAAAGAUGUGAAUGUGCCGUCGUGUGGUAGCUUUAACUAACCAGUCGUUGAUUUGGCCAGGUUUGUCGUGUGCCCUCUUCCCCACUGAAGUGAACGCUUUGGUGCAAACUGAUCCUGUGCAGUGUGCACACUGCAUCGAAUCAGAUGACGCGAACUUGUUAAUUUUACAUUAAGUAUUUAUUGUAAAUAAAGCUGUGAUAUAUU
Messenger RNA from Amphibalanus amphitrite, 4747 nucleotides. It is a transcript of the gene fliI, whose product is annotated as protein flightless-1-like. Gene Ontology annotation, molecular function: phosphatidylinositol-4,5-bisphosphate binding; actin filament binding. NCBI's taxonomy places the organism in Eukaryota, Metazoa, Arthropoda, Thecostraca, Balanomorpha, Balanidae. The record is from RefSeq and is a predicted model, not a curated record. Gene Ontology annotation, biological process: myofibril assembly; actin polymerization or depolymerization; actin filament severing. The transcript has 26 exons. Gene Ontology annotation, cellular component: nucleus; cytoplasm; actin cytoskeleton. Bases 70 to 3969 code for a protein of 1299 amino acids.